Danio rerio (zebrafish) is the source of this 2548-nucleotide messenger RNA. RefSeq names its product SFT2 domain containing 1 (gene sft2d1). Lineage: Eukaryota; Metazoa; Chordata; Actinopteri; Cypriniformes; Danionidae. Gene Ontology annotation, cellular component: cytoplasm; endomembrane system; membrane. The record is from RefSeq and is marked provisional. Gene Ontology annotation, biological process: vesicle-mediated transport.
UGGACUUUGAGGAAGUGUCGGAUAAUUUCGCUUUAUCAAUAUUUCAGCUGACGAGCAACGAUGGACAAGUUGCGAAGAGUAUUAAGUGGUCGAGAGGAGAAUGAAGAAAUGGGACUAACAGCACAGGUCCUGGAUGGCUCGACACUCAGUUUCAGCACACGGCUGAAGUGGUUCAUCAUUUGUUUCGCAGGUGGAAUCCUUUGCUCAAUUCUUGGAACUGCACUCCUCUUCCUGCCUAAAGCUGGAAUUAAACUUUUUGCCGUAUUCUACACCCUCGGAAACAUUGCAGCACUUUCAAGCACCUGUUUCCUGAUGGGUCCAGUUAAACAGCUGAAGCGUAUGUUUGAGCCCACUAGGCUUAUAGCCACCAUUUUGGUGCUGCUUUUCCUCGUGUUGACGUUAUGUGCUGUGUUUUGGUGGAACAAAAAGGGUCUGGCGAUCAUCUUCUGCAUUUUGCAGUUCUUGGCCAUGACAUGGUACAGCAUUUCCUACAUUCCUUUUGCACGGGACGCUGUUAUCAAGUGCUGCACCACAUGUUUGAGCUAAAGAAUCCAGUAUUUCCAUCUGAAGACGGGUCCUUCAUAACGAGAGUAAACAAAAAUCAAACAAACAACACCAUAAAGGAAUUGUUUUUCUUUUAUAUUAGAAUCUGCCACAUUUCUUCAUGACCUUUUCAAAAGCAUGUCAUAUUUUGUCCUAAUUUUAAGUGAAUAUUGUGUAAUAUAUAAGGGUUAGUUCACCCAAAAGUAAAUUUGCUCAAUUUAAUGCAGUGUUUCUCAACCACAUUUCUGGAGGACCACCAACACUGCAUGUUUUGGGUGUCUUCUUUGUCUGUCACACCCAUUACAGGUUGUUCAGUCUCUGCUGAUGAUCUGAUGCUUUGAAUCAGAUGUGUUUGGUUAAGAAGACAUGGAAAAUGUGCAGAGCUGGUGGUCCUCCAGAAACGUGGUUCAGAAACACUGUUUUAAUGAACUUUCACUUUUCACAAACCAGUUCGAGUUGCUUUUUUAUGUUGAACACAAAAGAAAGCUGGAAACCUGUAACCAUUUACUUUCAUAGUAUUUGUUCUUCAUACAAUGGAAGUCGAUGGUUACUGGUUUUUAACAUUUUUCAAACUAUCUUCUUUAGUGUUCAACAGUGGAAAGAAACUCUUCAGUGUGAGUAAAUGUUCAUUUUUGGGAUGAACUAUCCCUUUAAGAGUGAGUUUGUAAUAUUUGAAUAAAUUACAAGCCUUACUUUUUUAUUUAGAUUUAUUUAAUGUUUUAUUUGUCGUUUUACGUAUGCUCUUUGCCUUUCAUUUCAUAAUCCGCCACAUUUUUCUUCAUCAUCAUCAUCAUCAUCAUCAUCAUAUUUAGUCAUAAUACCUGUCAAAAGACUUCAAACUCAGUUGUAAGAGCAGCAAAUAAUUACUUGACUUCUCGUUGAUCAUUUGGGAAAGUUGCAGAAGGUCGAUUUUUUUCUGCUGAAUCAUCUGUUGAGCUGCAUCCCAAUCAUCACAAAUACUGCAGAAGACCUACUGGCCAAGAUUCUCAUAGAAAUCAGUCAAGUUUGGUGAAGGAAAAAUCAUGGUUUGGGGUUACAUUCAGUAUGGGGGCGUUUGAGAGAUCUGCAGAGAGGAUGGUAACAUCAACAGCCUGAGGUAUCAAGACAUUUGUGCUGCCCAUUACAUUACCAACCACAGGAGAGGGACAAUUCUCCAGCAGGAUAGCGCUCCUGCUCAUACUUCAGCCUCCACAUCAAAGCUCCUGAAACCAAAGAAGGUCAAGGUGCUCCAGGAUUGGCCAGCCCAGUCACCAAACAUGAACAUUAUUGAGCAUGUCUGGGGUAAGAUGAAUCCAAAGAAUCUCUAUGAGCUCUGGAAGUCCUGCAAGAACGCUUUCUUUGCCAUUCCAGAUGACUUUAUUAAUCAGUGAUUUGAGUCAGUGCAGAGAUGUAUGGAUGCAGUCCUCCAAGCUCAUGAUGGAGUCAGACACAAUAUUCAUUCUGUUUCCACUGCAGCAUGAAUUUAUAUUUUAUACAUUAUUUCUGAUACGUUACAAGACUUUAGUCUAAGCAAAGUCAGACCUUACUGUCCUAUCUGAAUCAUUCAAAAUCAACUCAUGAUCAUAUUUUAUUUUGGUGAAAUAAGUGUAAUCUAGAGGCCUUUGCCAUUCAUAAAAGCCACUUCUGCUACCAAAUGAUCAACUAGAAGUCAACUUAUUAUUUGUUGUUCCUAAAACUUGGAUAGGCGACAAGACUUUAGUCAGGCAUAGUGUAUAAUACCUUCUUAAGUUAAGAUUGUUUCAAAUGUAAUAUUUGCAUAUGCAUUACAUUCAUCUCUUUCUAUUUACAAUUGUUUUAUGUAGGAUAAAUGCUUAACAGCUAAUAUAAUAUACUGCCAGUACAAACAGAGUGCAAGAAAGUGCCUUUUUAUGAUGUUUAUGAAUGAAAUAAAAUACUACUGUUCGCUUUUGUACAGAAAAAAAUGCAUUUCUACCAAAUAUAUAUUAACAAGAAAAACGUUUCACAUGAGCCUGUGCACCAAAUAAAUAACUGCUUUGUUCAUUUA